Molecule: messenger RNA, 969 nt
Organism: Camellia sinensis
Lineage: Eukaryota; Viridiplantae; Streptophyta; Magnoliopsida; Ericales; Theaceae
Source: RefSeq, a predicted model, not a curated record
AUGGAAGUUAGUUUGCCAUACGUAUCUCUCUCUCUUUUCUUUCUUAUUAUUGCUUUCAAGUUCUUAUCAAAAGCAAGAACGCAGAAGAAUCUCCCUCCAAGCCCACCGGCUCUUCCGGUCAUCGGUCACCUCCACCUCCUGAAACCACGUCUCCACCGAACUCUCCACGGACUCUCCCAAAACCUCGGGCCGAUCUUCACCCUCCGGUUCGGUUCACGCCUCGUGGUGGUGGUGUCAUCGCCGUCCGCAGUGGAGGAAUGCUUCACCAAGAACGACGUCGUCUUAGCCAACCGCCCUCGUUUCACCGCGGGCAAGUACUUCGGCUACAAUUACACCAGCAUCGGCGCGUCCAAUUACGGCGACCACUGGCGCAACCUCCGCCGCCUGAUGGCGCUGGAAAUCUUGUCCACCAGCCGCCUCAACAGCUUCUUAUCGAUUAGGCGAGACGAAAUCAAGCAUUUACUCCGCAGAUUGUAUCGAAACUCGUCUCGUGAUUUCGCCAGAGUCGAAUUGAAAUCCAAGUUUUCUGAACUGACUUUUAACAUCAUCAUGAGAAUGAUCGCCGGAAAGAGGUAUUAUGGAGACGACGACGAGGAGUUGUCGAACAACGAGGAGGCGAAGGAGUUCCGGGAGAUCAUGAGGCAGGCAUUCGAGUAUAGCGGUGCAUCGUACCCAGGGGAUUUCUUACCGGUUUUAAAGUGGAUUGAUUAUCAGAGUUUUGAGAAGAAUUUGGGGAGACUUCACAAGAAAAUGGACGCUUUCCUGCAAGGUCUGAUCGAUGAGCACAGGCGUGACAAGAGUAAGAACACCAUGAUCGAUCAUUUGCUUUCCUUGCAAGAGUCACAGCCAGAUUAUUAUACAGAUGAUAUCAUCAAAGGACUAAUCGAGGUUUGUGGACUCUCCCUCUCUCUCUCUCUCCCUCUUGCCCAUCAUACAACACAACUUUUAUGCUGCAAUUCUGCAAAUUAA